AAAAAAAAACCUGCUAUCGUACGCGGCAUGGUGGUUUAGCUGGAAACGCCAGAGAUGGGUGGAAGAGGCCUUUAGAAAAAGAAGUAUACUCCGCCUAAGGGGGGUACUUCCAAGAAGACUUUUGGUUUGACAGAUGAUAAUGGGGGGCGAAAGAGUGUUACAAUUGAAGAGACCAUCAAAGUCCAAGUUGAGGUUGUGAAGCUUGUUGCUCGAGAUCUUAACUAGAUGGGUUUUAAGAUUGAAGAGUUAGGGCAUUUGAAGUCAGAUCUAGCUACUACAAGAGUGGAUGUUGCGGGGAGCUUGUUAGAGUUGGCAGGUAGUGGUCGAGUUUGUGGGGCUGUGGAUCAUGGCUCGGCGCAAGAUUUGAAGAAGAGCGAUGUUGUUGCUUUGGAUGGGAAAGUAGAUAAGGGGAACAAAGAGAUGAACUCGGAGACCCAGCCUUCUAUCAUUCAAAUGAAUCUAUUUUCUGGGAAAAGGAAGCUAGUUCCUCUGAAGCCAUUACGUAGUUGGUCUGCUGUUGUUGAAGGUAAUAGAGACAUCGGGAAGGGGUGGGAUUUGCAGUAUGUGAAACCUCACGAUCCUACUGGUGCUGUGGUCAUUACUGAAGAUGAAUGGGUUACAAGAUCUAAGAUAUGGGAGAAUGCUCUUGUUGGGUAUGUUUUGAGAUUCAAACCUGCAUUUAAGGAUAUGGCUAAUUUUUUGAACAAUAGGUGGAAGGAAUUUCAGGUGCUGAAGGUGUUUGUGCUGAGGAAUGGAGUUUUCUUGUUUGAUUUUUCAGAUGGGGACGCAAAGCAGGCGGUGCUGGAGAAACGGUGGACAUUUAAUGAGCAUCCUCUGAUUUUGAAACAGUGGACUCCAGAUUUUGAUCUUGACAACUUGGAUAUUAGUAAAAUUCCUCCUAUGAGAUGUGGUACAUGUAGGAAUCUUGGGCAUGAGGAAAGGAAAUGUACUGCUAAGGCUAAAAAGGUGUGGGUUUCUAAAAAAUUGGUAGAGGAGCAGGUGGUCAAACAAGUGGUGAGCUCAAGAACUCUAGUGGGGAAUGAUGAAGUGCAAGAUACUAUGAUGCAAACUGUUGAUAAUUCAGCAAAUGUGAAACAGAGUACACUCCUUCAACCUUCUGGUAAGAUGAUAUUGAAGAGUAAUGGGCAGUGUCUAGUGCAAUCAGGAUUGGAAGUUAUGAGUCUGGUAAAUUUGCAGAAUGAGACUGGUACUAGCACUAGUGACAAAGAGAUGAUGCAGAAUGUAGCAGGUGGAACACCCUCUGUAGAUGUUAAGAAGUUUAUGAUUUCAAAUAAAGUUCAGUUUUUAGCUUUAUUAGAAACUAGAGUUAAGGAAGAGAAUAACAAUCGGGUUGUGCAAAAGCUUGGUAGUCAAUGGGGAUGGUUGAAUAAUUAUUAUUCUCAUUGCAAUGUUGAAGGUGUUAAAUUUUUAUGCACUAUUGUCUAUGCUUUUAACUCAUUUGAUGGUAGGGUAGCAUUGUGGGAAAAAUUAAGAGCACUCGACGUUGCUAGUGUGCCGUGGAUAAUUUUUGGGGACUUUAAUACAACUUUGCAUUAUGGUGAAAGGGUAAAGCUUAGUGGAGUUGUUUGGGGAGAUACUUCUAAGCUUUUUCAUUUUGUGAGUAGUAUGGAGGUUAUUGACCUGCAAUUUUCUGGUGCUUUUUUCACUUGUUGCAAUAAGCAGGUGGAGAAUCACAGAUUGUGGUGCAAACUAGAUAGGGAAUUAUUUGGCAAGACUAAAGAAGGUAUUCAGGUGGCUAAUGUGAAUGUCAUUCAACAGGGCAGAGUGUUAAUUGCUGAAGAGGCGGAAGAGUUAUGCAGACCAUUCACUGUUAAGGGUGUGGAGAUUGCCCUAUUCUCAAUUCCAUCAAAUAAGUCGCCAAGGCCUGAUGGGUUUACUUUAGGAUUCUACAAAAUAGCUUGGUCUAUUAUUAGGAAUGGUGUCAUUGUUGCUGUUUUGGAUUUCUUUAAUAGUGGGAAGCUCUUCAAGCAAAUUAAUGAUAUGAAUAUUAAUAUUGUUCCAAAGAGGAUUAAGGAAGUGUUAAGCAUGUUCGUUAGUUGUAAUCAAGCUGCAUUUGUGAAGGCGUGGGAUGAUAUACGUGUGCCAAGGAAUGAGGGGGGACUAGGGGUUAAGCAGUUGCAGCACUGGAAUAAGGUUGCAUUGGGAAAACUGAUUUGGAACAUAUGCCAAAAUAAAGAGUCUCUAUGGGUUAGGUGGGUGAAGGUGGUGCUUUUGAGGGGUGAAAACUUUUGGAGGUCCCAAAUUCCUGUGGAUUGUGCUUGGACAUGGAGACAAGUCUACAAGCUUCGUCCUUGGUUGAAAAAUGUCAUUUGGAUGCAAGUGGGUGAUGGAAGACAAGUUUCUUUAUUCUAUGACUGGUGGGCAAGUGAGGAAAGGUUCUGUGAGUUGAUCUCAAAUGCUGAAAUUGCUUUUUGGGCUCAUUCUCUUAUGGUUUGCCAAUGGUGGGAUGGGUUGGAUUGGACUAUUCCAGAUUGUUUCAUGAGAAGGCAUCCCAUACUAGUUAGGAUUAUCAAGAGUAAAAAAUUGUCCCAACAAAUUGAUAAGGUUGUGUGGAAACCUGCAAAGAAUGGCUUAUUUACCAUUUCGAGUUGCUAUGAGUUUUUAAGAGUGAAACAUCCUAAGGUUGAAUGGCACAAUAUUGUUAGGGCAAGGACUGGGAAUAGAGAAAGGGUGUUGCUUGUGCUGUAGAUACGAGGAAACUUGUGAGCACUUGUUUUUUUAUUGUAGUUUUGCUAAGGAAGUGUGGAGGCUGGUUUUAGAAUUUUUGAAUGUUCAACGACAGUCGAAAAGAUGGAGUGUUGAGUGGCUUUGGCUAAGAAAGGCAUGUAAGGGUCAUUCAGUUCAGCCAAAGAAAUUGAAGACUGCCUU
Rubroshorea leprosula is the source of this 2889-nucleotide messenger RNA. NCBI's taxonomy places the organism in Eukaryota, Viridiplantae, Streptophyta, Magnoliopsida, Malvales, Dipterocarpaceae. The record is from the annotation of a GenBank genome assembly.